Molecule: messenger RNA, 1802 nt
Organism: Erpetoichthys calabaricus (reedfish)
Lineage: Eukaryota; Metazoa; Chordata; Cladistia; Polypteriformes; Polypteridae
Product: olfactory receptor 1496-like
Exons: 3
Coding region: 518-1471 (317 amino acids)
Biological process (GO): G protein-coupled receptor signaling pathway
Cellular component (GO): membrane
Molecular function (GO): G protein-coupled receptor activity; olfactory receptor activity
Source: RefSeq, a predicted model, not a curated record
CUUUUAUUGUUUUGCUGGACUCCUGUUUCUUUAUAUCAUUUCAUCUGAUUCUUUGUUUUUUAGUAGUUAUAUAUAUGACCCAGCAACUCAAUGUAUUAGUGACAUUAUUACUCACUUAUAGAGCACUCCUGAUCAUGUGUAGGCUAUGUGAAAGAAUUAAACAACAUCCCCAUUUCAGAAAAUUGUCAACUUAGAUUCAGUACUGCAUUUGUCGGCCACUCUGGGAGAAACACAAAGAAGAAAGAACGGACAGCAUCAAAAGCAGAAAGAAAUCUGCAGACACUCAAGAUAUAGAAAAGGGUGAAUGUAAGAAGGAAAUAAAUAUGUGUGAAUCCUGGGGAAACAAAGCCUUCUCUACCGUCCAUAUGCAUCAUGGUCCUCAGAUUUUAAUGAGUUCAAUAACUAAAUACAGAAAAUGAGAAACUGUAAGAAUAGCUCAGAAACCAAAAAACUGCUAACUGAGAAACGGAGUUGUUCUGACUGAAGUGCCACCUAAUUAAGGUGAAAACCCCCCAUAAUGGGAAACACAACUAUUUUCAUAGAAGAGUUUUCACUUCACUGCGUGAUCAGUCCUAAUCAGAGAAGCUUCACCAUUGUGGUCCUUGCGCUUAUUUAUUUGAUCUCACUCUUUGGGAACCUAUUGGUAAUUUUAGUCAUUACAUUCAACCAAAAACUUAAAACUCCAAUGUAUAUCCUCAUAAGUGCCUUAUCGGUAAUAGACUUGGCUAACAGCACCAUCGUUAUUCCAAAGAUGUUGGCGGAUCUCCAUUUUGAGUUCUCAGCAGUGCCAUAUGCAGCCUGUUUACUACAGAUGUGCGUUAUUUUAAUUUUUGAAGAAACAGAAUCCAUGCUAUUGAUGUUUAUGGCGAUUGACCGUUAUAUUGCAAUCAUUCAUCCUCUUAGGUACAGGUCACUAAUUACAAUGAAAUCUGUUUGGACUGUGAUUUUAGUCCUUCCUGUUUUGGCAUUUCUUGCAAGCACAUCAUUUGUCUUUUUGGCAAGUGAGCUUUCUUUUUGUCAUUCCAAUAUUUUGCACUAUUGUUUCUGUGAUUAUUUCACCAUGGUUCAGGUUGCUUGUAAUCAUGAUCCUAAAUUUCUCCUUCUUCUUUCUUGCAUAGCUAUUAUCUUUGGUUUGGGCCCUUUCUUGUUAAUUCUCUUCUCUUAUGGACAGAUUGGUUUCGCUGCUCUUAAAAUACGCUCAGUUGAAGGAAAGAGUAAAGCUUAUAGCACCUGUCUCACCCACCUAUUGGUGGUGGGAUGCUUUUAUUUUCCUUUAUUGACUUCUUAUAUUCUUCCUGGAGCUGGAGUUAAGUUGUCCGUAGAAGUGUAUAAUACCAUGGUCAUUAUUGGAAAUGUCAUCCCGCCUAUGAUGAAUCCUAUCAUCUACAGCUUUAGGAACAAGGAAAUAAAUAGCAGCAUUCACAGGUUUUUCACAAGGAUGAAGACAGCUCCAAAUAUGAAUGCCUGGUAGAUGGCUCUUUAAAUUGUUGGAUUCCAAAAUCCAGGUAGACUGAUUAACCACAUCAGUACAAAACAUACACUUCCAUAUCAUUCAAUAUGCAGCUUCACUUCAAAAGUAAAUAUUUCUUUGUAGUAAAAAUGGCAAUAUGUUAAGUCAUCAGUGCAUCAUAACAAUAUGACAUGACGUAUGUGCUGCCUCACUUUAUAAUGUGGACAUAUUGUCUAAAUCCACUGUGUUGCUUUUUUCCAUAUUUAAUUUUUACGUAUGUACUGUAUGUUUUUUCAAAAUUUUUCUUGUUGUUUAUGUUUUAAGGAAGCUUUACAAACACCACUUUCAAUAU